This is a messenger RNA of Alosa alosa (allis shad), 3916 nucleotides long. It is a transcript of the gene lin7c, whose product is annotated as lin-7 homolog C (C. elegans). Lineage: Eukaryota; Metazoa; Chordata; Actinopteri; Clupeiformes; Clupeidae. The coding region runs from base 98 to 703 and encodes 201 amino acids. The transcript has 5 exons. Gene Ontology annotation, cellular component: synapse; cell-cell junction; MPP7-DLG1-LIN7 complex. Gene Ontology annotation, biological process: protein localization to basolateral plasma membrane; neurotransmitter secretion; maintenance of epithelial cell apical/basal polarity. The record is from RefSeq and is a predicted model, not a curated record. Gene Ontology annotation, molecular function: L27 domain binding.
CCCGCUUUAUCACUUGCUAGAGUGCUUAACAGCACAAAGAUAGAACGGACCAUUGAUUGAACGUUUCCGAAGGAGAAACGGAAUAAUCCGGGCUGAAAUGGCCUCGCUAGGAGAACCUGUCCGGCUGGAAAGAGAUAUUAACCGAGCCAUUGAACUACUGGACAAGCUUCAGAGAACCGGAGAGGUUCCCCCGCAGAAACUCCAGGCACUCCAGAGGGUUCUACAGAGCGAGUUCUGCAAUGCCGUCCGUGAGGUGUAUGAGCAUGUGUAUGAGACAGUGGACAUCAACAGCAGCCCAGAGGUGCGAGCCAGCGCUACUGCCAAGGCGACGGUAGCGGCGUUUGCGGCCAGCGAGGGCCACUCUCACCCGCGCGUAGUGGAGCUGCCCAAGACUGAGGAAGGCCUGGGCUUCAACAUCAUGGGAGGCAAGGAGCAGAACUCCCCAAUCUACAUCUCCCGCAUCAUCCCCGGCGGCAUCGCCGACCGCCACGGCGGGCUCAAGAGAGGGGACCAGCUGCUCUCAGUCAACGGAGUGAGUGUGGAGGGUGAGCACCACGAGAAGGCGGUGGAGCUGCUGAAGGCAGCUCAGGGCACGGUGAAGCUGGUGGUCAGGUACACCCCCAAAGUCCUGGAGGAGAUGGAGUCACGCUUCGAGAAGAUGCGCUCCGCCAAGCGCCGCCAACAGAACAACUACCCCCAGUAGCAUGCCCUUACUCAGUGAAUCUCUCUUUCUCUCUCUCUCUCUCAAACUCUGUCCCUCUAGUUCCUGUCUUUUUCUCUAUCCCUCCUUCUGCCAUCUGUCCUGUUCUUUCCUGUCUUCCGCAGAGCUCACACUUUUUCUUUUUCUCUUUUUCUCUCUCUCUCUCUCUCUCCAGCCAGGGAUUGUAGCCGUGUGUAUGGCGCACCUCACAUCUUUCUUCCUUAAAUUUUGUAAAAAUCCACAACACCUGAAUUUUUAACUUUCACACACAUGUACACAUACAUAGUCGAUGUAGACCUGCAAUGUUUGCUCAUGUAAUCACACUCUCUUCAACACAGAAAAACACACACACGUACACAUGCAUCAAUUUGAAGAUUGUACUAUUUUUUACAAGAUGUAAUCUAAAAGAAAGUGGGGGGAAAUUUGUUAUUGAACUUGUAUUUGAGGGAUAAAAAAACAACAUAUAUCCGGGUCAGCCACAUAUUAUUAUCUGGCAACACACUUUAAAUCACUGGACAAUGCAGAUAUAUGACUAAACAGAUCGUCAUCCAGACACUAAUCCAAUCCUUUGCAAAGGAUUAUGUGUUCAAUUUUGCUGUUACUUUUCUAAACGUUUUCUGAAAAAAUCUUUAAUUUUGAAAGAAUUUAAUUUGGGGGGGGGGAGUAUUCUGCAAUAUUGGUUUUGGAUUUGUGGAUGUAUGCCGGCUGGCAAUGUGAUUGUGGUCCAAUACAACCCAAUACAGUUCAGGUUUCCAAUUCCUCUUUGCAAAAUUACCUUGGUCUCACUGUAAUCAAAUCCACCUGUCUGAAUUUUAAAUGUGAUUGUAAUACCAGAUAUGUCCAGAAGAGGGCACCAAAAUGACUUUUGCCUCAGGGCUCACUUUGCCAAUAUGUCAGUACACUAAGCCAGUUGCUGUAAUCUCCCACUUGUGCAAAUGUUGAAAAUUGGCCUUUGGAAGGAAAUAGAAUGAUUUAUUUUAUGAAUGUGCUAGAUUUGCUUCAUGUCUGUGUGUCAUCUUCCUAAUUGGUGCUGUUUAGGAAUGCUUAGGCAUUUCCCCCACGCAUUUAUUUUGGCGCAACCAAAAGAAUGAAAUUGAUUGUUUUGUUUUUAGUAUAGUUUUAGAUUACACUACAAAGCCUCUUAGCCACUAACUUUUUGAGCUUCUUGUAUACGUUUUAGGUUGUUACUGAAUAUACCUGUAAUAUGCAUCAAAUGCACCUAACAGGGCAUGUUCUGGGUACUGUUUUAGCACACUCUCUUCACUUCAUAAAUGCUGUUUUUUUUAUUUCUUCUUCUCCUCUUGGUGGAGCGCCAUACUUUUGAAGACUUAGCAGGCAACAGAGCAUGAUGAUGUGAUUGACAGAGUUGAGUUAUUGGUGACCACAGUGACCAGACAUGUUCUCAGGCAUCACUGCUCUUUCCCGUGGUCUGUUAGUGGUGGGGACGAAUUCUGUAAGCGUUCACAACCCUACCGUGGCUCCCAAAUCUUUAAUGGAGUCUCAUGAUUGGAAGAUGGGAGUUGCCAAGAAUUUUAAAUGAAAACUGUUUUUUCUUUUAUCUGUCUCUUUUCCUUCUCAAACGGAACCUAUAGUAAUGGUAGUCAAAGAUUAAGGUGUUGAUCCUCGCGGGCACUUUUUGACCAAUGUUGCUGGGCGGUGUUCUUUCAAACUGCAAUGGGCAACUUCACCAUCACAGUCACCCUAUCAGACCACUAGGAACCAGUCAUGUGACUGCUUUUCAACAUUGCUCAGGAAGAGCCGCAUGGUGUCAUCGCCUUGAGUGUGAAUCAUGAGUUUCUGCUGCAGUGAAGCAGAGGUUGUGAUGCAGACAGACACGCGAGUGUAGACGACGCCAGUCUGCUUCUUGUGGUCUGAAAGGACGCGUUGUGUCAUUCUAUUUAUGCCUACACUCAGUGUAUUUGUGUGUUUAUUUUUUUUUUUUGUUUGUUUCUGUUUGUUGUGUUCCGUUUUUGUAAUGUUUUUGCAAACGUUCACAGACGCAUUAAGCAGUGUACACAGUGUGGCGAGUACGCUGGUGUUUGAAACGGUGUUAUCGUUGCUGUUGUUUUUUUUUUUUUUAUUGGUGUUUGAUUUAGUUGUCAGUCUCAUGGGGCAUUGGAAGGAUCUUAACCAGCACAACUCUGCCUGAGUCUCCUGCUGAAGGUGACCCAGGCGAAGAGCAGGGUGAACCUGGCCUGCCCACAGGCUGGGGCCCUACACAAUGGACUUAAGCCACUGCCUUUUAUAGAGCUAUUUUUUUUUUCUUCAGACUAUUUAUAAAAGAACUAAGUAGAUGUUGUCAGUUCAACACUUAAGUGUCGUAGUUCAUGGCAGAGGAUCUGGAUGCAGGUACUGAAGGCAACAUUAGUUUUCUUCUGUAUGUAUGUGUGUGUGUGUUUGUUUUGAUUUUUGAUUGAUCCUGAUUGGUUAUUGGUACACGGCUUAUCCCCGUUGGACAGGGAAGGAGUAGGAGACACGGAACAGGCAGAUGUUAACCGGUUCUAGAGGUAGAACCACUAUUGGCCAGAUAUGGUGUGACGGGUGGAAGUCAGAACCUUUGUGGACCCUGGUUUAGGUCGGCCCGCGUUUAGGUGCUAACCCAUAGCUCCGAUGGUGCACCAACCUCAUGAUGCUUAGAGGCUAACAGAAACUUUAGAAGAGGACCACAAGUAGAAAUUAGGUGGCCACUAAUGGCAAUAGAUUAUGUGAAUGAUUAUGGAGAUCCACAUUUAUUAAGGGGGGAGGCAACUAAAGACAUGAACAUAGCACAGUAGUAGGAUCUGAAAUAAUGGGGAAAUAUACUGAAUGCAUUCCUGGAGCAGUGGAUGAAGCAUGUGUUUUAAUGGUGGCACGGUCUCGGUAACAUCUCUUUAACGUCUCGCUGACGUCUCCUGAGAACCUGUGCUUUUGCUCCUGUUGGAUACUCGAGGGGAAGUCACAUGACGCUCAGACCACCUAAUCAGUGCGUUGUUAGCUGUUGCCCAGGAGACAGAAUGUUCCUUGGCACAGCCAAAGGUGAUGGCAAGCACGUUGGUGAUGCAGAACUGGGCGUACACACUAUCAAGUUCACCAGCAGGGAAGAGAGAGAGAGAGAGGGAGCAGCUCCCUGAGCUAAAUGAGGACUUUUCUUUCCUGUGCGGUUUUGUAUUGAUCGUGUUCUGUGCAUGUUCACCUGAUUCUGUUUUUUUUUUUGUUUGUUUUUUGUCCUCAUGUUGU